ACAUAAUAAUAUGGGGGUCCGCUUAGAAAAGGAAAAGGAAUAAACGUAAGUAGGCUUAGAUCUGCAGAUUGUUUGAGUAGAGAUGGAUUCCGACGAAGAGAAGCAGCCAUGGAUCCCUCUGAGGCAGCGACCAGAGUUGUCCGACGUCACUCCCAUCCCUCAAGACGACGGUCCAAACCCAAUCGUUCCUAUAACCUACAAGGACCAGUUCACUGAGACCAUGGACUAUUUUCGAGCCCUCUUCCAUGCCGAUGAGCGCUCCCCUCGAGCCCUACGUCUCACCACUGAAGCCAUCUUACUUAACCCCGGCAACUACACUAUAUGGCAAUUCAGGCGUCUAAUUCUUGAGGCUCUCAACGUUGAUUUACAAACUGAAUUGGGUUUCACUGAUGCUAUUGCCAAGAGCAACUCCAAGAACUAUCAGUUGUGGCAUCAUAGACGCUGGCUUGCAGAGAAAUUGGGAACUAUUGCUACGAGCAAGGAGCUUGAGUUUACCAAGAAGAUACUAUCUCUUGAUGCUAAACAUUAUCAUGCAUGGUCUCAUAGACAGUGGGUUCUUCAGGCACUAGGAGGGUGGGAAGACGAACUUAACUAUUGUCAUGACCUCAUUGAAGAAGAUAUUUAUAAUAAUUCUGCUUGGAAUCAGAGAUAUUUUGUUAUUACAAGAUGUCCCAUCCUGGGAGGCUUAAUUGCUAUGAGAGAGUCUGAAGUGAAAUAUACCGUUGAAGCCAUCAUAACCCGCCCUGAUAAUGAGAGUUCGUGGAGAUACCUUCGAGGGCUUUAUAAAGAUGACAACCAGUCUUGGGUGAAUGAUCCCCAAAUCUCUUCAGUGUGCUUGAAAGUUUUAAGCACCAAAACCAACAGUGUCUUUGCUUUGAGCACGCUCUUGGAUCUUAUCUCCCAUGGUUUUCAACCAAACAAAGAGUUGAGAGACAUUGUCAAUGCAAUAAGUUUUCCAGAAUCAGAUUCGGACUUGGCAAGAACAGUGUGCACUGUGUUGGAAAGGGAGGACACUAUUCGAGCUGACUACUGGAGGUGGCGCAAGAGCAAGCUUUCUCAAGCAUCUUGAUCUUUAGGGAUUAAGGUCUUGUUUGUUUCUUAUGAUUGUAAUUUUACUCAAUAGAUGAACAAUCACAUCCAAUCUUAUUACUACAAUAGUAUAGUUUGAAAGAUUUCUCAUUGAUCUAUGUUUUCUUUUCCUAAAUUUGGAUAAUACUGACUUUGCCGAACACAAAGAAAUAUGCAAGGCUUAUUUGCACGUGGUUCUCAUC
Messenger RNA from Cannabis sativa, 1271 nucleotides. RefSeq names its product protein farnesyltransferase/geranylgeranyltransferase type-1 subunit alpha. Lineage: Eukaryota; Viridiplantae; Streptophyta; Magnoliopsida; Rosales; Cannabaceae. Gene Ontology annotation, biological process: protein farnesylation; protein geranylgeranylation. Gene Ontology annotation, cellular component: cytoplasm; protein farnesyltransferase complex; CAAX-protein geranylgeranyltransferase complex. The coding region runs from base 83 to 1069 and encodes 328 amino acids. The transcript has 5 exons. The record is from RefSeq and is a predicted model, not a curated record. Gene Ontology annotation, molecular function: CAAX-protein geranylgeranyltransferase activity; protein farnesyltransferase activity.